CGAGGAAAGACCAGAGCCUGUUGGGUGAUGGAAAAGCAAUUACAUCAAGGUUCAGAAUGACAAAGAGAGAUAAGUGUCCACCAAACACAUUUAUCAAUAAACCUCUAGAAAUUGCCCAAAUCAGCCGUUUGCGGAAAGCAUCGAUGGCUGGGCCAAUGCCCGCAGUCAAGAUGGCGGAGUGGGACUGCCUGAUCCAAGUGUGACUCUAACCAUUUGAGGAACCGCUGAACUGUUUUCCAUUUUACCUUUUUACAUGUGAAUGUCCAUUGCCUCCGCGUUGAAAAGACUGUCCUUGCCCUGUGGAAUUGCCUUGGCACCCUGGGGAAAAUCAGUUGAUAAAUGACUAUGGCCACUCAGGAAGCCACUCCAGGUAGCCAGUCAGAGGAGAGCAGUGCCUUGGACCUGCCAUCAGCUUCUGACAUACGGGAUUACGUGUUGCGGAGAUGCAGCCAAGAGGCCAACAGUGAGGCUCUCAGUUCCGAGGAAGCCCUUCCUAUGCCUUGCUCUUCUGAUGUGGAUCCAGACACCUGUAACCUAAAUACUGAACAAAAUGAUUCCUGGACCUCUGAGAACUCCUGGCUUGACCCUUCUGUGAAGGGCCAACCAGACACCAAGACAGAGGAUGCUGAACUUCAGAAAUCUCUGGACAGAUUCUAUGAAGUGUUUGGCCAUCCACAGCCAGCCUCUGGAAAUUCACUCUCCACAUCUGUCUGCCGGUGCCUGUCUCAGAAAAUCAGUGAACUGAAGGGCCAGGAGAACCAGAAGUACACCCUCCGCAGUUUUCAAAUGGCCCAGGUCAUCUUCAACCGGGACGGCUGCUCCGUCUUACAGAAACAUGCCAGGGAUGCGCACUUCUACCCACCCAGAGAAGAAAAUGCAUCUCUGAAGGAUGAAAAGCUGACCCCAGGACUUUCUAAAGAAGUUAUUCGUUUCCUCUUGCAGCAGAACGUGACGGAAGACCCGUAACGGGCAACUGGGGGCGAGAGCAUGCGUGGGGGCAGCCUGUGGCUGAUGCUGUUGGUGCCUCACCCAGAAGCCCUCGGGCCUCUCGCCAGCUCUGUGUGCCCAGCCUCUGGCUGACUGCUCUGCAGGCAAAGGCUGGCAUCUGCGACCUGGUCCUGGAGCCAGUUUGGCCCAAAUGGAGAGCCCGCAGUCCCUGAGGAUUUUAUUGCCUCCACGGCCACCCCAUCUCCUACCCCCCCAACCCCUUGACCUAAGGCCAGUGACCAACUGGUUUGGGAGUCCAAAAGCCCAGCUUCCUUGUCUGCAGGAAGGACAAGCUCUGAGACAUGAUUCAAGCCUCCGCCUGAUCAGGCCAAGGCUGGGCUUCGCAUGAAAUCUCACUCUCGCCUGGCUCCUUCCUUCCCCUGUCCUUCUCCCACUCAUUACUGGUGUCUCCUGGGAGCGUUUCCUUAAUAAAUCUCUUGUACCUGAACCCUUGACUUGGAGCCUACUUCUGGAAGAAACUGAUCUAAAAGAACAAGCUUCCAUUCAAUGAGUUUUUUGAAGGAUACAAUGCCUUAUGCUGAAUUAAGUAUAAGAAUUUUAUCAAGUUGUAAAACUGUCACCAUGUGAUUGAGAAUGCAUGUCUCCCAAUAAUGAAGACUUAAAUAUGGUUCCAGGGGACUUCCCUGGUGGUGCAGUGGUUAAGAAUCCACCUGCCAAUGCUGGGGACAUGGGUUCGAGGCCUGGUCUGGGAAGAUCCCACAUGCUGUGGAACAACUAAGUCCGUGCACCACAAAUACUGAGCCCAUGUGCCACAACUACUGAAGCUGAUGCACCUAGAAGCCCAUGCUCCACAACAAGCCCACUUCAAUGAGAAGCCCUCACACAGCAACAAAGAGUAGCCUCCACUCAAGGCAACUAGAGAAACCCUGCGGGCAGCAACAAAGAUCCAAAGCAGCCAAUAAAUAAAUAAAUAAACUUAUAAAAAAAUAAAAAAUAAAAAUAAAUAAAUAUGGUUCCAAAAUGGACAUCACAUCUUAAUCACACCUUUGCCUCUCCAAAGCCAGAGUUUCCUGUUUUAUAACAUUAAAUGUGUAUGGAAGGAACAUUUGAACCACCUAAAAUAACAGCUAAGAUUCACAAAUUUUUUUUUUAAAAAGUCUUUUCAUCUCCACCAGAUUGUAAAUGUGAAAGGUGAGAAGAAACAAAUGUGCACCACCCACCAAAGUAUGUGCGAGCUCACUCAUGAUAUGCUAGGCUGACACAUGCGGCUUGUCGGUUUGUGGUGGAGGAAGAGGAAUCCUUUGUCCAAGUGGACUCCUUUCUCAUUAUUUUUGCUUGCUGCCUGGCUGCUUGCUGCCGGCACCCUCUGUCACUCUCUGAAUGGCUGGCCCCUCACCCCUGUCCUGCCAUUGCUUCACCCGGGAGCAGCUUUAUUUUUAUUUUAUUUUAUGUUAAAAAUUUUUUAAAAAUUUUAUUGGAGUAUAGUUGAUUUACAGUGUUGUCUUACUUUCAGGUGUACAACAAAUCAGUUAAACAUAUACAUGUAUCCAAUCUUUUUUAGCUUAUUUUCCCAUAUAGGCCAUUACAGAGUAUUGAGUAGAGUUCCCUGUGCUAUACAGUAGGUCUUUAUUAGUUAUCUAUUUUAUAUAUAGUAAUAUGUAUAUGUCAAUCCCAGUCUUCUAAUUUACCCCUCCCCGCACUUACCCCCUGGUAACCAUACAUUUGUUUUCUACAUCUGUAACUCUAUUUCUGCUUUGUAGAUAAGUUCAUUUGUACCCUUUUUUUAGAUUCCACAUGUAAGCGAUAUGAUAUGAGAUUUAUCUUUCUCUGUGAGUUACUUCACUCAGUAUGACGAUCUCUAGGUCCAUCUAUGUUGCUGCAAAUGGCAUCAUCUCAUUCUUUUUUAUGUGGAGCAGCUUUCAAUGCCUGAACAGGCCUGCGCUGGCAGGUCCUCUGCUCCUCAGCUGUAUCCUGAAUGUUCAUUCGAGAGUCGGUUGUUAGAAGGACAUCUGCUAGCACUGAGCUCCCUGAAACUGUAAUCAGAAGCCUCACACUGAUCUCUCCCUCAAAGGUCCUUCGAACAAACUGCACAGACAGAAAGGGCUCCAUCACUUGGCUGGAGGAACAACGAGAGAGGCUGGCAACACUGAGCAGUUAGGUUUGGGGAAACUCGAGGUGAAAUUGGCACAAGACUCCAUGCGAUUUCCAGAAAGCAGGUUAUGCAAACAGAUCAGCCUACGCGUGUACGUUAGCAACGAGGGAGCCCUCUCAAGCCAAGUCUCUUGGGGACUACUGACUGGAGAAAGAAAAGCCUUUUAAAAGUCAGGAAUUACCUACUAAGGCUUCCAGUUCUGGGACGAUCAGAGGUAGAAAGAGUAUCCACCUCAAAGCGCAGGCACCACUGGAAGGAGACCUAACAGGAAGGAAAUAGGAAACAAGCAUGCCUUUGCUAAAACAAGACUCCAGAUCUUCCUCUGACAAGCAGUCAUCUGCAUUUUCUCCAAUUCAGCUGCCCCCAGCCCAAUAAUUGUGAAACCAGGGGGACUUAUAAUUGAACAUCUACAGGUUGAAUUUUGAAGUUGCUAGUUUUAUUGUUUUUUGAUAUGAAGCAAAUAGAUGGCUGCCCUUGAGUGCUGUAGUUUUUAGCAUUAUUCAGUCACUGAAAUAUUGGAGAUUAAUUUGCAUGGCUACCAGCAGAAGGAAACUGGAUUAUUUUAUACUGUUUUUAAAGGACAAAGGAUGCAAACUAUUUGAGUUUCCAUGCUGGGAAGCAGCAGCUUCUAUUUGGCAGUGAGAUUUUAGUUUCAGUGACUUUGUAACCUUUAUUAAUAUCAGUGCUGUGGGUGUUUGGAAAAAAGUAACCUCUGAAAGCAGAGAAUUUAGAUGUCUAAAAGCCAGAAUCACCUUAGGGUAAAAAAGGAGUGUGGUGUGUGUUUGCCUGCAUCUGAAUAAGUGCUUGUGACAGGUCAUACAAAAUAUUUGAUUCCCUGCAACCUCACUCCUUAAUUUGAUCUUCAUGAGGUUAGGAUGGCAUUUUCCACUUAUCUCCAUUUACCUUUAAUAAAGACUAAGCUAUGAAGAUAUUAAGGCUCUGGCCUCUGGCAUCAUUGUCUAAUUCUGCCCUACAGAUCACUUCACUGACAUCUUCUCCUCCUGUGAACGUUCUAUCUAGGAUAUCAUCUGCGGCCCAUUUCAGAGGUCCAUGGGAGGAUGGAUAUGCUUGCAGGAACCUCAGAGCUCUAAGGAAGAGAACUGCUACCAGUGUUUUAAGUUUGUGUAACUGUUAUUCGGUUCAUUAGUCUGUAUCUUUGCAUGACCUCUGUAUGUAAUUGAUUUUAUUAUUGGUAAUUAGCACAAAACAAUACAGUGGACCUAAAAAACUUUUAAAACUUUUUUUAAACUUUUUAUUGGUUAUCAUCACACAGAAAAGUAUUUAUAAGUGAACAUCUUGAAGAUUUUUACAAGUUUGUAAAAACCCACACGUCAACGAGCAUCCUGCUGAAGCAACAGACAUC
Molecule: messenger RNA, 4463 nt
Organism: Hippopotamus amphibius kiboko
Lineage: Eukaryota; Metazoa; Chordata; Mammalia; Artiodactyla; Hippopotamidae
Gene: SHLD1
Product: shieldin complex subunit 1
Exons: 6
Coding region: 340-966 (208 amino acids)
Biological process (GO): positive regulation of isotype switching; positive regulation of double-strand break repair via nonhomologous end joining; negative regulation of double-strand break repair via homologous recombination
Cellular component (GO): site of double-strand break
Source: RefSeq, a predicted model, not a curated record